Tetrahymena thermophila SB210 is the source of this 408-nucleotide messenger RNA. Its product is annotated as transmembrane protein, putative. The transcript is spliced from 3 exons. The record is from RefSeq and is a predicted model, not a curated record. Lineage: Eukaryota; Ciliophora; Oligohymenophorea; Hymenostomatida; Tetrahymenidae.
AUGAGUAAUUCUAAUCAACCCAAUUUAUAUAGAUGGAUGAUGAUAUCAUUUGCAAUUAAAGUAUAAGAGAGUGUUAAAUUGAACGAAAUUAAAAAGAAAUUUAAUGGGUUUAUGAAAAUACAUUCUUCUAAAAAUCCAGUUAUCAAGUAUGUGCUGACAGAUAAAUACUAUAAAAUAUUAUUUGCUAAAUAGUAUGAAGGUGCUAGCUUAAAAGAGGGUCAGUAAAUUCUGAUAGUGCUUAGAACAUUCAUGUGUAAUACAGCCUUUUUGAAUCAACCUAAUCUAUUAUUUAUGAUUACCAUCACUUUAGGAUUAGGUAGUCUUACUAUGAAUAAAGAAUAAGUUAAAAGAAAGAAUAGGAUAAAAGUAAAGUUAUGGAAGCUUAGAGAAGUGGGUCAGCAAAAGUGA